Messenger RNA from Clunio marinus, 1300 nucleotides. The record is from the annotation of a GenBank genome assembly. Lineage: Eukaryota; Metazoa; Arthropoda; Insecta; Diptera; Chironomidae.
GAAGGUCAAAAGUGUCAUCUUUUUGAGAGAUUCGUAUCGUGGGAUAUGAAGAAGAAUGUGAAAUUUUCUAGUUGUAUCAAACCUAACAAUUUUUCAAGCAUAUACUUUCUUUACAAUGAAGCGUUUUUUUCAUUCAUGUUAAUUAAAUUCAAACUGAAACUCAGUUAUACUAAAAAUAUAAAAAAGGUCUUCAGCACACAAUGAUAUCAAGAAAUGAAAUGACCCUCAAUAUUUCAUUGAGUUAUUUUAAUUAUCAUGAAGAUUAUUCAUAAGAAGAAGAGUUAAAAAUUAACCAACAUUGAUGUGUUAUGAGGGCAUGUGCCAAAUUGUCAACAAAAAUAUUAAAUUCGUAUUUAAUGGUGAUGACGAUAAGAUGAAAUCUUUAUUUAUCAGCAAAUAAAUAAAAAAUUUCAUUCGAUUCUGCACACUUUCAGAUGUUAAAUUCAGUUUAAAAAUAAUCGCUCACUUGCUUUUGCUUUGUCAGUGAAAUGUAAAAAAAUGUUGAAAUUGUCAUUCAUAACCGAACUUAAUCUAGUAACAGCAAAAUCAGGUUUAUCAACUUUGUCUUUCUCACUUGCUUAGUGUUUCUUCAGAGCUUUAACAUGACACAUCGAAAAAUGAGUUUUUCCAAGGGUCUUUUAGGUCUUUUGAUUGUUGUCAGCAUCUUCGAUACUUUCAACACAUUGGAUUUGGAUGGAAUCAGUUGUAAAUCUUUAACAAGCUUGUUGAAAAUCGGCGUCAACGACAUCUAUUUGCCACAUGAAGAUGAAUGUGAUCAAUUUUAUCGAUGUAGUUCCGGUGGUGCUACGCUACAUCCCUGCGGAGUUGGAACUGUUUUCUCUUUAAAAGAUAAAGAUUGCCGUGACGAUGUAGAAUGUGUCCUUCUUGAUGAAUUUUUGGAAGAAAAAGAUCUUUACUUGGAUGAUUUUUAUGAUGAAGAAAAGAAAAUGCGAAAAGUGGAAUCACUCGACCUUGAAGGAAUCAACUGUAAAGCUUUAUCAAAGCUUUUAAAUAUCAAAAUCAACGACCUUUAUUUACCCCAUGACUCAGAAUGUGAUUACUUUUAUCGUUGUGGAGCUGGCGGUGCCGCUUUACAACCUUGUGGAAUUGGAACAAUAUUUUCCUAUCGAAAUAAAGAUUGUAGAAGACCAGAAGAGACAAAAUGUAUCAGCUUGGAAGCAUUUUUAAAAAAGAAAAAUAUCACUUUAGAAGACUUUUACGAUCCAUCUUUUUAAAGAAGAAAAUUGAUGUCGUUCUAAUUAUGAGUGAAUAAAAUUAUUAUUAUUUAUACAACUUAACA